CCUUUCCGAGUAGAAGGGGCUGCGGCGGUGCUCCGAGCUCACUUACCUGGAAGUAAGGGCCCCCGGAAUCCGCGGCACUUACUUCCAACCAAGUGCGUUUGGAGAGGGGCGCGCGGAGAAGGUCAGCUCUUGGGUCUGGUACCGCCCCCCCGCGCGCGCGCUCCUUCAGCAGGAUCGUGUGUGGUCCCAGGGCAGCCGGGAAUGUGAGCCAGAAUCCGUGCCAAGCGAAGACAAGGAAGGCGAAGGGGGAAUGCUCCCGAGCGCGUGAAACCUGGAGCGCGAGAGGGCAAAACCUGGAUCGGAGGCGCCGCGAUGACUCUGGUGCUGCCCCUGAGCAGCUUCUGCGAGCCCAUUGUCUCCUCCGAAGGAGCCGCCGAGUUCCAGCCGCUGUGGGAGUCGCGCUGUUGCAGCAAGAGCAGCCCCGCCUCGGAUGCAGCCGCCGCCGCCGCCAGCAGCAACCCGGGCCAAGCGCAGCCGCUGCCGCCGCCACCGAGCAACGACAGCAGGGCAGCGGCUGGGCAGCCCCCGGCGCCAGGAUCUCACCACAGAGGAAUUUCAAAUCCUGUAACAACAUCCAAGAUCACGUACUUUAAAAGGAAAUAUGUGGAAGAGGAGGACUUCCACCCCCCACUCAGCAGCUGUACACCUAAAACGAUAUCCGUCUUUGAGGAGCGGGCGCAUAUCCUUUACAUGUCUUUGGAAAAACUGAAGUACAUUGACGACCCCGAAGUCUACUUAAGGAGAUCCGUCCUCAUAAACAAUUUAAUGAAGAGAAUUCAUGGGGAAAUUAUCAUGCAAAACAACUGGUGCUUCCCUGCUUGCUCCUUUGGGGGCCCCUCUGCCCAGGAGUGGUUUGUUUCUCAUGACUGUCCUUAUAGAAAACGCCUUCGGAUGGCAAGGGAGGACUGCGAAAAGAUCCACACCUGCUGUUUUUACCAAGAAUGCAACAGCCACUAUUUAAGUUUGCCAUUGUCUGCUAAUUCUGCAAUGGGAAAUUCCUCUUCUUCCUCCUCCUCCUCCUCUUCUUCUUCCUCCUCCUCCUCCUCUUCUUCCUCCUCCUCCUCCUCUUCGAUAUCUAUGCCAAGUUGUUCCCAACAGGCGGAAUAUGGUGUUGGCAGCACCCCAGUUUACCGGAGCGAUGAUCAGAUACACAUCAAUGAAAUUUUCAUUACUAAUGCUGGGCUGCAUGGGAACCAGGACAAGACCGUAUUAACCGAUGAGAAAGGAAGCCACGAUAUAGAACGAGACCGUGCCUCAGAUUGGGAGCCUAUGAAAAGUGACCAUGGCAUUGCAUGUAAAAGCAAAUGUUAUGAUUAUUUUGAGACGGGGCGUGCUGACAAGAGCAACAUGAACGAAUCUUGGAAGAAAUCGUUACGGAAAAGGGAAUGCUUACCAGGUGGCAAAAUAUGUUGCAGUAAAGGAAGUAAAAUAUGAACCACCUUCCUAAUAACUGCAGUUCUAAAGCACGCACAAGCAUGUUGAAUUUAUCGAACAAUAUUUCAUUCCGGAUGAAUUUUUCUGAUACUUUUAUACCGCCAAUACAAUCAUAUCACAAGCUUCAUGGAUAGUUUAAAGGACUUGGCAGCAGAGUGUGUUGGAGCGUAUGUAUGUAUGGUCUGCAUCGCAGAGCUAUUGAUACAUAUAUGGAAUCUUCAUAAAGAGCUCAGUUGAAUUGCAAUGUGUAUUUUAGCUUUUGUCGCUGAGGAAAACCAAUAAACCAGAUGGAGAAAACAAACAACCCUUUUCACCUAGCCCCCUGGGGAGUCUGACAUGUAUUAAGAGGAAUCUCCUUUGUGCAUAUCAAUUAAUUAUAUAUCUGAUAAACAAAUUAUUACCAGCAAAGGGGGAGGUCUACUUCUUGCCCAAGAAUAAUGGCCGUGAGAAAGAGUAGGGAGAGUUGAAGAGGAAAACAUCCAUAUCGUUAUCUAGUAUUGAUACCAUUCAGAUGUAUUUAUGUGUCUGGUUCAAGUGACCCAACUGGUUGCAAUAAGACCUUUUAUGGAAUCUUAAUCAGAAGCAAACAGUUCCAGCACAUGCACAGUUUUCAGCUAAGCUGCAAGAAUGAGUGAGCCUUAUGGUGGUUUGUUGCUAUAAAGGGCAGAAUUUCUUUGGUGCCUUACUUUUUAAUCUUAAUUUUUCCAGGGUGAAAAUUAAGUUGUUGUUGUUGUUUUUAAAAAAACAAACAAACAAAUGAAAACAGAAACAGCUUCAGCAGGGAUGUAACCUAAACAGGAAAUAAAAUAAUAAUAACAGGGUGGAUCGAAUAUUAUUAGAAACCUGUAUCCUUUGAAAUACUGUGUUUGAUUUCCUAUUCAAAUGCAUCUAUUCUUCGUUUUUGCUCAAUUGCUUUUUGAUUUGCCAUAGUUAGGAAGGAUUGAAGAAGAAGAAGAAACAAUAGAGAGAUGUCUCUUGUAAACAAGCAUUAGCGGCUUGAACAUUUCUAUGGCAACUGUCUGUUGCUGUGAUUUUUCCCUUUUUUUCCUGGUAUAAUGAAGUUCAUGAACCAGUGGCAUGCUUUAUACUUUAUUCUGUUUCACAUCAUUUUCUCUCUUCAAAAUUGUAAAGAGCAUGUACUGGGGUUUCAUAUAACUUUAGGGUUUUUUUUUAUUUUGGGGAAGAAAAGCACAAUGUUACUAAAUGAUGUGGUGAUAUAAGAUUUUAUCUGAAAUGAAUGUAAGGGUUUUAAUUUUUUUUUAAAAGAUUACCUUGGAGAAACAGGGGGGAUAAUCUUCAAUUGUAAGAAGCACAUUUUGUUCAUUUUCAGGUGUCUUCAAUUUAAAACACACAUUUUGAGCAGGAUCUGGCUGAAGUUCAGCCCGUUUGAAUCCCACACGUAACAGGGGGAGGGUUAGGCACACCAUGAAUUUUGCCCCACUGAAAUCACCAAGAUAUUUUGAUUGCUGAAAGAACCAACCAACCAGAUGGGGGGGGGGGACACCCAGCUCUUUACAUUUAUCCUCCCCACAGGAGAGCAAGACCUGAAUUAAGAGCAAUCUUAAUUUUAGCACAACGCUUAACUUUGACUGAAUCUUGCCCUUGUUUUUGUUUAGGGGCAAAUGAAGAGCGUCCUUUAACUGAGACUUACUCUAUGUUUCAGUCACCACAGAAUUCCAAAUUAUCAGCAGGGUGUAUUCAAUUGUAACCUCCUGUCACACACCCCACACACAAAAGAAAGGUGUGUGUGUGUGUUUGAUCUUCAAGGCCUGUUUGCUGUUCCCUUAAACCUCUAUUUUUUAUUCCCAGUGCAAUAGCCACAUGGAUUACUCAAAUAACUAUGGGCACUUCCAGAUUGUGCUAUUUUCGAGUGGGAUUCAAUCAUGUACCAGCAGAUUCAGAUUGUGCUGUUGAUUUAACCUGCAAAUCCCCCACCUGCAAAUUCAGACUUUUUGUGAUAUGGAAAGUGAUGGGAAAAUGUGCUGGAAAACGUCUAACCUACCCAUAAACAAACUGGGAUGAAGGCACAAUAAAUAGGUCAUCGGAAAGUGACUUCUAUAGUAUCUCUCAAAUCUCUCAUUCCUCACCCUACAGUCUACAGGUUGCAGACAAAGGGGCCAAGUGAGGCUAAUUAACUAUUCAGCAGCUCCUGUUCCCCUAUGGGCACACUUUUGAUGCAGUUCUCAGCCAGCAUGUGAUAGGAAGGACUUCUGCCAGAGGGCUGCUGCCAGCCAGAGCAUACAAUAUUUGGCAAGAUGGAUACAGUGUCUGGCACGGUAUAAGGCACUUCCUAUGCUCAGGUUUGACCUGAGAACCCGUUCGACCUAAUUGCAGAUAUGGAAGGUCCAUUGUAGCUCCUCAAAAUAGAUCCCAGGGAUUAUCUGUAUGGUGGUGGCCUAGGUACCUGCAACUAGCAACCAGUGAGAAUUUCCCCUGGUUUUAUUUUAACAGUGGAACUGGGAGCUCACUGUAGGGACAAAGCUGAAAAUGUGGUAGGGAUUUUAAACCAAUUUGAAAUAUGUAGGGUUCAGGAAUGUGAGUGGGCAGUGCAGUGGGUGACCUUGCUGUGCCGUUAUCUGUUUGUGACACCCAUGGGCCACCAGGUUAGCCAAGCUGUUAUGCUUCCACAUCUGCUGCAAGCCAGAGCUGAGCAGGGGAAGAAGGAUAAUAUGGGUGGAUUUUAACAGGGCUUCCAAAUCUGAGAACGUGGGACUAGUCAUAGAACUACACAAGCAAGCAGAUGGGUCAGGUGAGGGACACUCCAACAGCUGGGAAGGGAUGCAAAGCAGAAAUCUCAAGACCUUAGGAGCCAGCCAUGAAGAAACAAGUCCUUGACCAGGGACAACUUCAUUACGGAUUUCAGUGUUUUCCUUUGUUCUAUUCCACCCACCCACCCUCCUGCAUUCUUUUUAAAACACCUAGGUGAGAUUGCACAGUAGACCAACACAUUCUGUUGUCAUCGUUAACAGCUUGUCAUUUGCAUAAGGUAUGAUUGUGUUGAAGAUAUUUCUACCUUUCUUGGGUGUAUUUCUUGGAAAUACAAAGACAAAAUUCUGCAGAGAAUUAAAUAUAACCUUUAUCUAUGCCAAAAGCAAGAAAUUUGCAAGGAUGAUCAAUUCUAAUAUUUUUAAAAAUUAUCCUACCUUAUUUCUCCAAGACAAAAGCAUUUUUAAAAAUAGCUAUCAAUAUUAAAUAUAGGUCUCAUUCAUACAGUGUAUGAGUAGGAUCAUUUAGUCAUUUGUCCACAUGGACCUUUUUUUUUUUAAUUGCUGAUUUUUCUUGUGUUUAUAUUCAGUUGAGAAUAGAAAAAUCUGUUCUUUUCCAGUAUAUGUCAAACAUCUGAUGUUUUAAGCUUAGAUAUUUAGGUACUUGUAUACUAAGUGGUGUUGUAGUAAAGUGAGUUUUUUUUCUUGAUAUAUAUUUAUUAAAAUGAUUAAAAAAAUCAUUUUGAUUUAAAACCUUUAAA
Molecule: messenger RNA, 4900 nt
Organism: Podarcis muralis (Common wall lizard)
Lineage: Eukaryota; Metazoa; Chordata; Lepidosauria; Squamata; Lacertidae
Gene: SERTAD4
Product: SERTA domain containing 4
Cellular component (GO): nucleus
Source: RefSeq, a predicted model, not a curated record